GUAUGAAAGUGACACAUUCCGACUGGUACCUCGCCGGCACCUACUGCCCUCUUGGAAGAGAUGCAGUGUUGGGUGGCAUCGUGUACCUUCGGGAGCAUGUGACUCAGCAGGACAUGGUGUACCUUCGGGAGGGACCAGCGGGUGGCUGUGGUGCCGGCGAGUGGGCUUUGCUGGCACCCUCAAGUGGAGACUUCGUCGACAAGGGCCUUGGCCUCUUCGAGCUCCGGGGCACACGGCAGGCGUGCAUCGGCAGCUCAUCUGUGGAGCAUGCCCUUCGGUCGUGCUCGUCGAAGGAGUUGGCCUGGAUCGAAGAUCAGGAAGAGGACGAAGAGGGACAGCCGUACCUGGUGCUGGAUGACCCGGGGACCCCUCAGCCGGCCGACUAUUGGCUCCAUCCCUGCGACUGCGCACCCGAUGCCUGGGGACCUGAGCUGCCCGUGGAUCCUCAAAUGUACGAGCAUCUUCCCGCCAACAGCAGCAACCAAUUCAUCCCGACCCCCUACGUCAUCGUCACGGGGCAGCUCGUGUGCCCUUCUCGGCAGCUACUGGGAGGCGGCAAGGGCGUGCAUUUCCAGUCAGAGGAGGAG
Molecule: messenger RNA, 587 nt
Organism: Symbiodinium sp. CCMP2456
Lineage: Eukaryota; Dinophyceae; Suessiales; Symbiodiniaceae
Source: the annotation of a GenBank genome assembly